AUGAAUGAUAACAACAAAAAAUCAAAUUUUAUUAUUUCUAAUGAUAAUGAGAAUUUUCAUAAAGAGAAACAUAAAAAUGAAAGUGAAUCUAAUUUCGUAUUUGAAAAAAACAAACAAAAAAGGAACAUUUACAAUGAUUUUGAAAAAAAUAAAUGCUCAAACUAUUCGAAUUUUAAAAAUUAUUUAAAUAGAAAUAUUACAACCAAUGAUAGUACACUUAAUAAAAGAUCAAAUAUAAGUGUAGAUAAUAAUCAAAAUAAACAUAAAAAAUACGUACAUGAUAAAAUAAUCAAGAAAAAUACUAGAAAUAAAAAUUUAAAAAAUAGUUUCGUAAACACAAAUUUAUAUAAUUAUAAUAAUUUAAUAAAAAAUUCCAAAAAAAUAAAUCAUAAUCCAUAUUCUGAAGAACAAAAAAAUAAAAAAAAGAAAAGAAAAGGAAAUAAUAACAAUAAUAACAAUAUAACUACUAAUAACAAUAUUAAUAAUAACAAUAAUAAUAAAGAUAUUAAUUACAAUAAUAAUAAUAAUAAUAUUAACAUUAAUAAUAAUAACAAAGAUAGUAAUUGUAAUAAUAAUAAUAUCAAUAUUAAUAAUAAUAAUAAAGAUAGUAAUUAUAAUAAUAAUAAUAAUAUUAAUAAUUUUAAUAAUGCUAACAUGAAUAGCGAAAAAUAUAUAAAUUCUAAUUAUUUUAAUAGUUAUAAUAAAAAGGAUGAUUAUAAUAAUAAAGGAAAUAGAAAUAAUAACAUUAUUAGAAAAAAUGAUACAAAAAAUAUCAACAAAAAUAAGAAAAAUAAAAAGAAUAACCUAGAAAAUAAUAUAAAUGAAUCAUGUUUUAAUGAAUCUAAUUCAAUAAAAGAUAGUGAACAUUUUUGUAAUAUAAGCAAAAAAAUGAAUAAUCCAAAAAAAAAAUUUUUUAAUAGCGAAGAUAAUAAUUAUAACAAAUCAAACCAAAAUAAUAAAAAUAAUGAAUAUACAUUUAGUAACAACUUAACUUAUAAAAAAAAAUUUAAUAAAAUAACACUUUCAAAUAAUAGUAAUCUUGACAAUUCUACUAGCGUAAAAAAUAAUGGAUUUCCUCAUUUAAUGUAUGUGCAUAAUUCUAAAAAUAAUGAAGAAGAAAUGACAGAAACAAAAAACAAAAAUAAGGAAUACGAAGAUUAUGAAAUAAAAAAUACUCAUAUCAAUAAAAAGGUUUUCAAUAAUUACGAAAACAAGCAAAAUAAUAUGAGUAAUUUGCAUAAUUAUAAUUUCAUAAUGUCAAAUAGCAAUGAUAAUGAUAAUAAUAGUAAUAAUUAUAAUUACGCAUAUAUCAAUGAUAAAAAUUAUUUAAAUGAAACUAAUAAUUAUUAUUGUAAUAAUAAUAAAGAUAUAGAAACUUUAGGUAAUAAUAAUCUUAAUAAUAAUUGUAAUAUGAACACUAACAAGAAGAAUUUGUCUAAUAGAAAUAUAAAAAAAGUAUUUUAUGAAAAUAAUAUAAAAAGUAGCAAGGUUUAUAAUGAUGAUAUAGAGUUUAAUAAUAGCAGUAGUAUUAGUAGUAGCAAUAGUAAUAUAAGUAAUAAUGUGAGUAAUAUAAAUUAUACUAGCAUUAAUAAUGAUAGUAAUAACAGCAAUAAUUUCGAAAUGAAUUCAGACAAAUAUGUUCCCAGAGAAAAUAACUCAUAUUCAUUUAAAGAUGAUACAUUGUAUUCUGAAAAUAACAAUUCAAAUAUCGUAAAAAUGUUAUCUAAAUAUUUAAAUAAUUUAAACGAAAAAGGUGUAAGUAAUUUAAAUAUAAUGUGUAAUGAAUUACUUGAAAAUAAAAAUAAUGAAGCAUUAAAAAAAAUUAUUAAUACUAUUAAAGAUUCUGAAGAUUCAUUUAAAAUAAAUUAUCCUUCUAAUGAAUAUUCUAAGGAAAAUCGAAAAGAAAAUAACUUAAGUAAAAAUUAUUUUAAUCAAAAUUUUAAUAUUAAUAAUACUCAAUAUGUAGAGGAUAAUAACACGUACAUUGUUAGUAAUCCUAAAAUAUCUAUUGAUAAAAAUGAAUAUUCAAAUAAUAUGAAGUUUAUCCCAUGUAACAAAAACUAUAGAAAUAAUUUAGGUGAACGAACAAUUUCCAUUGAUAUGCACAAUAAAUAUAAAGGAGAAAAUGAAAAUAAUGUGAUCUCAAAUACUAAUAAAAAUUCAGAAUAUAUUGGAAGCACGAUAAUAAAUAGUUCAAAUAAUUCAUUUUAUAAUAUAACAGAUAAAGAUGUAUCGAUAAAUAAAAUGAGUAAUAUCUAUAAGUUUAAAGAAAAAAUUCAUAAUGAUUUUGAAGAAAAUAUAUAUGAGAAAGAUAAAAAGAAAAAUAAAACUGAAAAUAAAAUGAAAAAUGAAAUAUGUAAUUAUUCUAAAAAAAGUGAAGAAAUAAAAGAGAAAUGGAAUAAUAUAAUUCUAAAAUGCAAAAGUGUGAAUAUACUAAAUAGUUUCAAUAAAAUAGAUUUAAUAAAAGAUAACAUACAGAUUGUUGAUAUUUUUAAAAUAUCUUUGUUUAAUAAUAAUAAUUAUUACCUUUAUAAAAAUAUUUUAUAUAAUAAUUAUAAAAAUAUAUCAAUCCAUAAUAGAAAAUUUCUAUUUUUAGAAAAUAUGUUUAAAUUUAAUAAAACAAUAGAUAAAAAUAGAUUAACUACAGAUGAUUCACCAAUUAGUUUUGACAAUUUUUUGUUUUUUUUUAAUAAUUUUUAUCAAAUUACUGAGAAUUAUAAAAAUAAAAUAUGUUUUUUUCUCUUGUAUAAAAUUAUAAUUAUGAAUGAGGAUGAUGAGGAAUAUGGGAGUUUUUAUAAUUUAAUUUUAAAAAUAUUAAAUAAAAAUACGCUAAUUCUUUUUUUGUUUUUUUUAAUUAAUCUAAUGAAGAAUUAUUCCUUAAAAAUGACGUAUUUUGUAAAUUUAAUAGAGAGAUUAUUACCAAUUAUAACAAAAAAUGAAAAAACAACAAAAAAAAAUAAAAAUAAGACUUUUUUCAAUAUUCUAUAUUUUAAAUUAUUUCGCGUAAUUUUUGACAAAAUUGAAUGUUUUCAUAAUCACAAAAAGCAUUUGCUGUUAUUAUUUUUAAGAUAUAUAAAAAAUUUUUUAUUAAAUAUAUGUUCCUCAAUUUUAAUUACACAGUACAUAUUUAUUAAAUGCAUUGAUUUAAUGAAUAAAUAUAAUAAUCAAAAGUAUAUUUUAAUUAAAACUUUAUCAAUGGAAAUAUUUUUGCAGUUAUGGAAUAAUGACUCCUUAAAAUUAUAUAUCUUAAAAAUAGGUAAACCAAUAAUUCGUUUUUUAAUUUUUGUAAGUAACAUUGAAUACAUAAAUAAGAAUAUUUUGUCAUUUAUUUUAUCACCAAUUGAAAAUUCUAAUCAACUAGAGAUUAAAAAAAAAUUAUCCAUUUAUUUUUACAACAAUAAAUAUUAUAUACUGGAAAGAAAAAAAUUAAAACAUUAUUUAAAGAGAUUUAAAGAAAACAAUAAAUAUUCUUUAUAUUUAUCAGUUAAUGAUUCUAAUACUAAUAUGGGAGAAGUACACCUAGAAAGUAUAGGUUCUUAUAAGGAAAACGGAAAUAGUAAUAUUAACAUAGAUAUAAAUAGGACAAAACUCAAUAAUAAUACAUUAUUAGAUUAUAUUUUUGAAACAAAAAAAGGUUAUAACUAUUUCAAAAUAUUAUUAACGCACGAAGAAAAAAACUGUCUAAAUUUUUUAAUUAAAAUGAAUAACCAAAAUAAUAACUUUCAUUUCAACUUAUUUUAUAAUUUGUUUAUACAAAAUAACCUUGUAAACUUGAUCCAUGAAAAUAAAUUGAUAUAUUACAUUGAAUAUAUAAAAAAUAAUAUUAUAAAAAAAAAGAGAGUAAAUAAUUUUUUUAAAAAAAAUAUAAAAGUACGCGGUUUAAAAAACUUAAAAAAUGAUCUCAUAUACGGAAGCAAUAAAAAAAAUAAUAAAAGAAAAAAUGAAUUUUUAACAAAUGAUGAAUUUUCAAAGAAAAUGAAAAGUAAUGAAACUAAAAAUACAAGUUAUGAAAAUGAUAUUAUUAAUUGUGAUAAAAAUUUAGAUAAUUUUGAUGAAAAUAAUAUUAAUAAUAAUGAUUGCACCUAUUUAAAAGAAAAGAUUAUGUAUGAUAUGCAUGAAAUAAUUAAAAUAAGUAAUUGUGUUUUAUCUAAAAUAUAUUGCUCUCAUAUAAAAUUAAGUUUUUUUUUUAAUAUUUUUUUUUAUAAAACUUAUGAUAUUCAUAAAAUUUUAUCAAGCUCACUAUCAGUUUAUAGCAGAAAAUUUAAGAAUUUUAAAAAAGAAAAUCAAAAAAUUAUAAGAUUUAUGAAUUUAAAUAAUAUGACUCAUUUUUUAAUCAUUAAAUUUUUACUAAAAUCAUUAAAAGAAAUAAAAAGUGUAAAUUAUAAUCUGUUUUUUCUAAAGGAAGAAAAAAAAAAAAAAAAAAGAGAAACUUCUUUGGACUUUUAUUCAUGUUAUAAAUUCUUAGAAUAUGCUUUGAAAAAAGAUAUAAAUAUGGUAAAUAUAUUUUUAAAUUAUUUAAAUAAAAUAAUUUUGCAUCUUUAUGAAAAAAAAAGAGAAAAUAUUGUCUUAAGCGUUAUAAUAACAUUCACUAUUUAUAAUUUUUUAACAUUUAUUGAUAAAAAAAGUAAUGUUAUUGAAGACUUAGAAUUAUUAAAUUUAAGUGACAUAAGUGAUGAUAUCCAUAAAUACUGUUUAAUAGGAUUAUUAUUAAAAGAAAAUAACUUUUAUAUUGAUAAUGAAAUAAAAUAUAUUAAUACUGACGACAUAUAUAAUUACGAAUUAAAGAAUCAUUUGAAAUGCAUUCCUAGAAAUAUUAACAAAGAGAUUUUUGAAUUAGUUAAUUUUAAAAAAUUUAUAUUUCAAAAAGGAAAUUAUAAAAAAAUAGAAAUUAUAAAAAUACUUAAAAAAAAUAUUGUAAAUAAUCUAUAUACAUCAGAAAUAUUGAAUUAUAUUUAUUAUAAUAGCUUAUAUUUAUUGAUACAUCUAAUUUUUAAUAUACGAUUUUAUUAUAAUAUUCUUCAUAAAACAUAUAAAAAGAAUGCGUAUUAUUUUAAUAAUGAAAGUUGCUAUAUUUUAAAAAAUAGAAACAUUUUUAAAACAACUAAGAAUAUAAAUAAUUAUAAUAACCUUGUAACAAUAAAAAAAAGGAGUUACUUUGAUAAAGAAGAUGAUGAUAAGUUCUUGAUAUUUUUGAUGUUUAAAAAGGAAAACUACGAUAAUUAUUUAAAAAAAAAAAUAUAUAUAAUUAAAUUUUAUAAUAAAAUAAAAAGAAGUAUUAUUAAAAAUUUUAAAUGUUAUCUAUUGGCUAAUAAUGUAAAUAAAUACAUUAAAAAUUUAAAUCAUGAUAAAAUAUUCUUAGAUAUAUUAUUUAAAUUUGAUAAUUCUUCCUUUUUUAUGUAUAAUUUUCAUUUAGAAUUAUAUGAUAAAGAAAAUUAUCGAAAUGAAUUUAACAAAGAAAUCUACGAAAAAGUGGAAAAUGAAUCCAAUAAUUUACAAAAAACAAAUAGCAUAAAAGAAAAAUUAAAAAAUGGAGAAGACAGUGAAAAAAAAAAACACGAAAAAACAGAAAAUGAUAUAUAUGAAGUACUUGACAAUGAUAAUUAUAAUUUAAAUUUUUUAAAUAAAAUAAAGAACUUAUACUAUUUUGUUGAAGAAGUAAACAAAGUAGUGUAUUACAUGAUUCACAAUGAAAAAAAUGUUUAUAGUAAUGUUGAAUGUUUGAUUGAAAACUCUAAAUCUAUUAAUAAAAAUAGUUUUAGUAUGAAAUUCCAUUUUUAUGAAAUUAUUGAUGAUAAUGACACAAGUAAAGAAGAUAAUGAGAAUAUGGAAUAUAAAAAAACAUUAAAUAAGAAAAAUAAUAAUGAUUACUUUAGUGAAAUAAUUAUAAAUAAUAACAAAUAUGAUAAUGUAAGUUAUAUAAAUAAAUCAAAUAAUUAUGAAUUUUUUAAUAAUCAAAAUAGUAAAGAGAAGUAUAAAGAUAUUUUGUGUUUUUUCAAAUAUAAUAAUAAAAAAGAUAGUUCUAUUAUUUAUUUUAAUGAAUUAUUAGAUUAUAUUAUAUGUGCAAUUAUGAAAACAAGUUACAAAAAAGAGAAAAUAUUAUAUUGGUCAGAAUUUUUUUAUAAUGCUAAAAAUUUCGGAUUAAUUAAUUUCCACAUUUUCUUUUAUUUAUGUUCACUAAUUAAAUGUUUUGGUAAAAAAAAUAAUAAUUAUGUAAUCAAAAGAAAAAUAAAAAUAUGUGAAAAAUUGUAUUUUUUAUAUCUUUUUAAAAUAUGUUUUCUUUUAAAUAUAAGUAUAUAUGAAGCCUUUGACUUUUUAAUUUCAAUCAUAAGUAUUUUAUUUAAUCAUCAAUUUUUUAAAUUUUAUUUGAAUAAAAAAAUUUACAGUAUUGAAAAAGAAAAGCAAAAUAUUAUUCAAACAUUCUUAAGUUCUGUUGAGCAAGAAUUAGAAAAUUUUAUUCUUAAUUAUGAUCUAUCAUUAUUUAUGGAUAGCCUCAAAUAUAUAAGUGAUUCUAUUUUUUUAAAAAAAAGUAUAAAAUUAUUGGUAUUUAAGAGUUAUUGCUUUAUUAAUAUCCUUUUGCAUACAUUACCUUUAAAAAAUAUUUUAAUUGAUAUGAAUAAUAUAACAUAUUUAGAAUUUUCAAAAGAAAAGAAAAAUGUAGAUAAAUAUUUAGAAAAAUAUAAAUUAAAUUAUUCAGACAUCAAAGAUGACGAAGAAAAAAAAAAUUUAGAAUUAGCAGAAAUUAACCAAGAAAAUGAAAAUACUUCUGUCUUUAAUAAAUGUAAAGUUGAAGAAACAAAUCUUGAUAAUAAGUUAAAUUUAGCAAAUCAAAUUAAUGAAAAUGAAAUAAAUAAGGAAAAUAAUGAGAGAAAAAUCGAAUCAAGUAAAAUAAAUCAACAAGUACAUUUUAAUAAAAUAAAUGAGAAAGGAAUUAAUGAAAAAAAAUUCAAGAUACAAAAAGAAAUUGAAGUCAAUGAUACUUCUAUGAAAGAAAUGAGCGAUAAUGAUGAAUAUUACGAUACAUCAAAUUAUUCGGAAAAGUUUAGUGCAUCAUCUACUGAAAAUGAAAAAAUGGAUGACUAUUUAGAAAACUUUAAAAUCCAUGAAAAAAAUAAAAAAAAUUUAAUUAAUGAACAUGUAAAAAAAAAAGAAAAAAAAUUUUGGGUUUUUAAAAUUUUAAAAUUUUUUUACUAUAGAUCAUUCUUGUGUUUUACAAAAAAUAAAUCAGAUGAAGAACAUUUUUAUGAAAGGAGAAAAAAUUUUAUUUAUUUUUUCUUCCCCAAAAUUUUAAAAAAGGAAAAAGAAAAUUCAAUUAUAAUUAGUAAACUUUAUAAAUUAAUAGAAAAGUUGAUAAAAGAUUGUAAUUUUUUAAAUAUAUGUAAACAAUCUUUUUUGUUAAAGUGGUUAUGUCUUCGAAUAUUCAUUUUACACAAAUAUAAAUAUAAAACUUUUAAUCCAACUGAAAUCUUUCAAUUUAUAUAUAAAAAAUUGAAUUCAAUUGAAAAUGAAGAAUAUUUUAAAUUCAAUAUUAUGUCAGAUACUUCCUUAAUUUCUUUUGAUAAUGUAGAUAUGAAGUAUACAUUUAAUAUCUUUAUUUCUUAUAUUACUAAACAAGUUCUUGUUUAUAUUAAGAAGUAUUAUAAAUCAUUUAUAGAAGAAAACAAAAAAAAAAAUUAUCAACUGAAUGUUCUAGAAGAAGAAAAAAAAAGGGAAGCAUUAUUUAAUCAGAUAUAUGUUUAUUUCGUUUAUUUUAUGAUAUCUUUUUAUCCUUAUUUUAUGCAAUCUCUUUUUUCGUACAAUGUUUUUUUAAAAUUAUUUAAAAUGUAUUUUAACUUGUAUUUAAUUAAUAAAAUAAGCAGUACUCAUUCAAUAAAUUCACCUAUAUAUUUAAUACUUUUAAUACUUGUAAGACAUAUGCAUUUGAGUAAAUAUUUGACUUUUUCUUAUUUUGCUACUCUAAAAAAUUAUUUAAAGACAAAUGAUACAUCAAAAAUAUUUUGUUUUGACACAUUAAGUUAUGACAAUAUAGUGUUACAUUUAAGAGAAAGCGUGGAAUAUUUUAUGCAAAAUAACAAAAAAGAAGAAUUUGUUUAUGAUGAUAUAAAAAUUAGUUAUAGUACAAAUUCUAUAUUGUUAUUCUACCAUAUGUUAAUUAGUAACUUUUAUUAA
Messenger RNA from Plasmodium relictum, 8166 nucleotides. Its product is annotated as conserved Plasmodium protein, unknown function. The record is from RefSeq and is a predicted model, not a curated record. NCBI's taxonomy places the organism in Eukaryota, Apicomplexa, Aconoidasida, Haemosporida, Plasmodiidae. The transcript has 2 exons. The coding region runs from base 1 to 8166 and encodes 2721 amino acids.